Messenger RNA from Dromiciops gliroides (monito del monte), 1389 nucleotides. RefSeq names its product fizzy-related protein homolog. Gene Ontology annotation, biological process: positive regulation of ubiquitin protein ligase activity; positive regulation of anaphase-promoting complex-dependent catabolic process; anaphase-promoting complex-dependent catabolic process. The record is from RefSeq and is a predicted model, not a curated record. Gene Ontology annotation, molecular function: protein binding; ubiquitin ligase activator activity; anaphase-promoting complex binding. Gene Ontology annotation, cellular component: anaphase-promoting complex. Bases 1 to 1389 code for a protein of 462 amino acids. The transcript has a single exon. Lineage: Eukaryota; Metazoa; Chordata; Mammalia; Microbiotheria; Microbiotheriidae.
AUGGAAUGGAGUAUGGCGCUGCCCAGUUCUUCGGUGUCAUCUUCUAGCAAGCAUGGAGACCGUUUCAUUCCCUCCAGAGCCGGAUCCAGGUGGAACCUUCACUUCCAUAAACCAAAUGAAACUGAGAAAUCACCCAAGCCGAAACGCAAGAUGAGAGGUGGCAAAGUCAGCCCCGUCUAUUCUGCCUUACUGAAGAAUGAGCUGCUAGAAGCUGGGAUUGAGAAUGUCUGGGAUCCCAAGUCGGGGGGCCGAAGGCUGCAGCCUUGGACAUCGCGCAGAAAGAACCUCUUCACAUACACUCAAGUCACUAAGCGGUGGAGACCUGAUGUCAUCAAUGAAGUCUGUCCUUAUGUCUUAUCUCCCAUCAGCGACAAAAGCCAGACAUUGCUAGCAUCUCAACAGAAAUUGGCCAGAAAGAUCCCCCGAAGCCCUUUCAAAAUCCUUGAGGCCCCUGAACUCCAGAAUGACUUCUACUUGAAUCUACUGGAUUGGUCUUCCUCAAACGUCAUUGCCGUGGGCCUGGGCACUCGUACUUACCUGUGGAAUGCUUCUACGUGCCAGGUGACCAAGCUGUGUGACUUAUCUGUGGAAGGAGAUUCUGUGACCUCCGUGGCCUGGUCUGAACAGAGGAACUUGCUAGCAAUUGGCACAGAUAAAGGCUCUGUGCAGAUCUGGGAUGUAGCUGUCAAGAAGAUACUGUGCAUAGUGGAGGGACAUUCUUCUAGAGUCGGUGUGCUUGCCUGGAAUGCAGAUCAGAUUUCCUCUGGGAGCCGGGACACGAUGAUCCUCCAGAGAGACAUCCGGGCAUUGCCCCUGCAAUCUGAGCGGUGGCUUCAGUGUCACAGGCAGGAGGUGUGUGGUUUAAAGUGGUCCAUAGAUAAUGAGCUCCUGGCCUCAGGUGGAAAUGAUAAUACGGUUCUGGUCUGGAACCUCCAUAGUUUAAGGCCUGUCCAUAGAUAUACCAAACAUGUGGCUGCUGUGAAAGCUCUUGCGUGGUCUCCCCACCAGCAUGGCCUCUUAGCAUCAGGUGGGGGGACAGCAGACCGCUAUAUCCGUUUCUGGAAUACGCUGACUGGGCAGCCCCUACACCGCAUCGAUACCGGUGCCCAAGUUUGCAACCUGGCCUGGUCCAGAUAUGACAACGAGCUGGUCAGCACCCAUGGAUAUGCCGAAAACCAGAUUGCCAUGUGGAAAUACCCCUCCCUGGCACAAGUAGUCAAACUCACUGGCCAUACCUACCGAGUGUUGUAUCUGGCUGUGUCUCCCGAUGGAAGAGCCAUAGUGACGGGGGCUGGAGAUGAGACCCUGAGAUUCUGGAAUGUUUUUCAAAAAGCCCGUUCAGAAAAAGAACCUGCAUCAGCCCUCAGCCUCUUCACUAAAAUCCGCUAA